Molecule: messenger RNA, 393 nt
Organism: Notodromas monacha
Lineage: Eukaryota; Metazoa; Arthropoda; Ostracoda; Podocopida; Cyprididae
Source: the annotation of a GenBank genome assembly
CGGAAAACGGAAUUGGGAUUCCUUCAAGUUGUUCCGGUGCUGGACAUGGAAAAUCCGGAAGUUCGUGCCAAGGUCGAAGAGUUCGAAAGACUCAAAGCGAAUCAUUCCUCGUCGGAAACGAAGCUGACGAUGAGCAGCAAAUCAAGUCGUUCGAGAUCUCUUUGUGGGGUAGCAUCACACAGAAUGAGGAUCAUUGGCGGUAAACAAGCUUCGGAAGAUUACUACCCAUGGCAGGCUUUAAUUCGCAUUCUCGGCAAAGUGAACUCAACUCACUCAGCUGAAGCAAACUGUGGUGGCUCCGUCAUUUCUUCAACGUGGAUUCUAACAGCUGCUCAUUGCCUUGAUUCCAAAAACUUUAAAACGACAGGAAUUGAAGUUUGGAUCGGAGCACAC